Messenger RNA from Penicillium vulpinum, 186 nucleotides. RefSeq lists its product as uncharacterized. The transcript has a single exon. The coding region runs from base 1 to 186 and encodes 61 amino acids. Lineage: Eukaryota; Fungi; Ascomycota; Eurotiomycetes; Eurotiales; Aspergillaceae. The record is from RefSeq and is a predicted model, not a curated record.
AUGCGUUUCUUCGCCUUUACUAUGUUUGUGGCCUUUGCUACUGCUGCACCAGUUCUCAGCAAGAGCUCCCACGACGCAAGUCUGACGAGUGGUGACUAUGAUAAACGAACCAAUAUCUAUCCAUGCAUCAAACUGGAGGGCGAGGAGGGCGAGGACCUCGAAAAACGCACCUACAACUGCUCAUGA